Messenger RNA from Capsella rubella, 2672 nucleotides. RefSeq lists its product as uncharacterized. The coding region runs from base 572 to 2380 and encodes 602 amino acids. The record is from RefSeq and is a predicted model, not a curated record. The transcript is spliced from 3 exons. Lineage: Eukaryota; Viridiplantae; Streptophyta; Magnoliopsida; Brassicales; Brassicaceae.
AAGAAAAAAGGAAAGAAACACAACACACAAGAAGUGGGUCCUCGUUUUGUAAGAAGCCCCUUCCUUAUUAGUAGUAGUGGCCAUAGUCAAGGUCACACCACACACACACGCAUAAAAAAAAGACGUUCCUUUUUCUCUUUCGUCUCCAUUGGUACUUACUUACUAGUCAGACAUUAACGUGCCUUAGUGAAACCACCACCACCCCCCCCCCUCUCUCCUCUCUCUCUCAUUACGAACCCAGAAAAACAAAACUCUUGCUUCCAAAGCUUUUCCCACUUUCUUCUUAUUCCCCUCCAACUCAUAAUUGCUUAUAAGAAGCAUAAAUUUUGUUUCUUUUUUCUCUGUUUCCUCUUUAAGGGGUAAUUUUGGAGAUACAUAAGAAAGAAGAUCCGCAACAAUCCAGAAUUGGCGGAGGAGAUUGCUUUGGUACCCAUUUGAGAUUACUCUUCGAUCCAAUAACUUCUUCUCCCAUCCAGAUAUUUGGAAGUGUUCUAGGGUGUACCUCGAAUUCGUAUAAUAGAAUGGGAAAUUAAAAUUUUCUCGGCUUUUGUUUUAAGUGGGCGAGCUAACAAUGGGGAGUAUUGCUCCUGAUUCUCAGAAGGAUGAUUCUGAGCUUGAAGAUUCACUGGACAUUGAUGAGAAUCCGCCUGGGGAAUAUGGUUUAUGGAAGUCAGGAACAUUGCUGAGCCAGAAAAGGCAGCAAUGUAGUGUAGUUGCAAACAGUGGAAAGUGGUUACAGAUUGUUAAAAACGGUCCCAAGGGGUCGUUUACUCGUGCGACUAGUUUCUUUGAUAACAAGAUCCCAAGGCAUCUGGUGUCAUUAGACGAGAAGUAUCUCCGACGAUGCCUCGAGCUGAUUAAUAUCAGUGCGUUUAAGUCAGCCAGUUGCAGCCUUUCUUUGAAUCUUGUAGGUUCAAAGAUGAGUAUUUCUUCACGUCACUUCGAUUCACCUGUGAUCCCCAAAGAAAAUGUUGCUCGCCUUGUGUUUGAUCUUCCCUUGGUUGAUGAUUCGGGCAGUCCAGUCAUUAGCCGCGCAAUUAUAGGUUGCAAGAGGGUUACACAUAUGCUUAAUAAGCCUUUGUUACAAGAUCUUGAAGCAUUCGAUGGUGAUGAUAUGAAUAGCAGGGCAAGUCGAGAUGAUUAUGGUGAAAACGAGUUGGUUUCAUGUGAUGUUGUGAGGAAGAUAGAGGAAAAAGACAUCCUGGAUUCGCAAUUUCAGAGAUAUAAACCUGGAAACAUGCCUAGAAAGACGGUCUCUUUGUCUAGCACAAACUCAAUGACUUCUUCUUCUUCUGAGCAAUCUUCUUCAUGGUUGUCUCCGUCUUCCACAGUUUCUCAAGGAGCACUUCAGUUCACUAUGAAAGACAACAAGACACCUCACUUUGUUUUCUCAUUGGAUGAUCAGAAAGAGAUCUAUGUAGCUAGCUUAAGCACUAGUCAUGUUGGGUCAGGGUUCGACCGUAGUUCGCUAGACUAUUCAUAUUUGAUCCAUUUGAAGAAAGGCCGCGGAUCUGAACAGCAACAUUUGGUUGGUAAACUGACUGUAUCCACUUUGAUUUCUGUCUCGUCCACGAAUGAAAAAACAGUAGAGAGACAGUUUGUUCUUUUCAGCAGUGGUGGGAAUCCGCAGUUACUGUGCCCCAAUGAUAUCAGGAAAAAUAGAGGAUUGCCUAAGAAAGUCGUUGAUGCGAUCAAAAACACCGCACGCACUUCAAGGCAAAGAAGUAUCUCUCGAUUCAGUAGAACAAGCUCCAUCCCGGAUUUUUGUUCGUGGGAGCCAUUUCAAGAACCAGACCACGAUCUUGAACCUGUAAGUUUGCUAGAUAAUGACCUUCCACCAAAUCUUGAAACCUCAGCUAUUGUUGUGAGAGAACAGUUUCCCUUGGAGGAAGAAGAAGAAGAAGUCGAAAAAGUUGGAGGCUGGGGCAUGAAGUUUCUCAAGAAAACUCCCUUAGCUCGAACCAAGGAAGCUUCUAAUCAUUCUAAGCAUUCGACAAGCAUAGAUGUUGUCAUUCCUUCAGGAAUUCACGGAGGGCCGAGAAAUAGAAACGGUGGUCCGUCGAGCUUGAUUCAGAGAUGGAAUUCUGGUGGAGGCUGUGAUUGCUCUGGAUGGGACUUGGGUUGCCCCUUAACUGUCCUUAAAGGCCAAACACGAAAAGACCAAAAUGAAGGCCAGUGCACUCUUUUUGAGCUCUUCACAGAGGGACUGAUGCAGGGAAGCCCUGGACUAAGGAUCAUGAAUGUUCGUGAUGGUCUCUACUUCGUCCAAUCUCAAGCAAAGAUAUCUGUUUUGCAAUCUUUUUCCAUUGCUUUAGCAUACAUUCAUAGCCAAAGCCAGAGACUCCGGCCAUGGUGGUCAAAGAAGUGUACAGACGCUUAACUAGCAAAAGAACGGAUUGCACAAAGUAAGAUAGGUAAAACUCAGCCUUCAUAGUUUUAGUGGGUUCUUGAGUUAAUAAUACCUACAAAUUAGUAGUUAUUCAAUCAUUAUUUUUGUGUUCAUUUUUGGCUUUUUGUUUAAAUCUAUUUUUUUUAUAGAAAGUUAUAUCAAUGUCUCUUUACUCGAAUCAUAUGUGUGUGAGCUUUGGUAUUGAUUUCAAAAGGUGUGUGAAAUGUAAAUUCUGACUUCUGGUUUUGACAAUUCUGGUUUUGUAUAGAGUUUCUUCUACAAA